Fimicolochytrium jonesii is the source of this 3057-nucleotide messenger RNA. RefSeq lists its product as uncharacterized. The transcript is spliced from 7 exons. Gene Ontology annotation, biological process: lipid metabolic process. Bases 141 to 2954 code for a protein of 937 amino acids. The record is from RefSeq and is a predicted model, not a curated record. Lineage: Eukaryota; Fungi; Chytridiomycota; Chytridiomycetes; Spizellomycetales; Powellomycetaceae.
CUGAGAACUACUAAAAGGCCUGCCAGAACAAGCCCCAAAUGCCAAAAACACGCACGACCAGGAGGCCUCAUGUUUGUCGUUGAAAUCUUCCUAAACUUCUGAGACAUCUGCCAAGCAUCUGGAAAGCACCGCGUAAAGUUAUGGGCGGUUUGGUGCUCUACAACAGGCGCUGGAACGUCGCUAGUGACGAUUUCUUCUUCCCAGCCGUCUAUGGAUUGUGUGUUCACUUCCUCUGGCUACUCGGAGCGAUUUUAGUGUAUCGCCAUACGUCUACGAGUCAAGAGCACGAAUGCUAUAAUGAUAGAGGUCUAUCCGCGUACUUGAUCAUUUCCAUCAUCGUGCUGUCCUUCGAGAUUAUCAACGAUGCGGUGACUGGGUGGAUCUCGCUUCAAGGAACGGUCGCAGAUGAUCGGCCACGCAGGCACAUUACCAAAGCGAUCUAUACACAUGCGCUUCUUAUGAUCAUUGAGUUCGCAGUUCAAAUCUUCGGUCUCAGUCUGAUCCUCGGCUCGUCACCAUUGACAUGUCCGGAACCCUCCAAAGUGGGGCUGGUGGUUCGCAUCCUGAUCGGACUGAGCACAGCAGGGCUACUGGGAUACUUUAUCCUCACCUUGAUCUUGUUCCUCCGAUCGACCUCGCUGGAUGUGGACGCCAUCGACCAUACCUCCGUUUGGCGCAAACGGUUGAAGCUCAUGUUUUUCUCGCACUCGCGGAAGCAAAGGCUCGAUGCGGCCGGUACGAGCACGAACGAUGACGAUCCGGACGUGUUGACGGAGGUUGCGAGAAUCUUCGCCGAAUUCAUGCAGGAUGCCAUCACGGUACCGAGUGACAUCUUGGUUGGGGUAGUUUUACUGCGGCAAAAGCAAAGACGCAGACGGGCGAAACAGUUGGAGGCCGGGAGUCAGAUCUUCAACAUAUCCAUGGCCGACGCGUCCACCACUCUCUCCGGGAAGGCGGCUGCUGGGCUGUUGGAUCCGCCUAAAGCGAAUACGCCUCUGGUUCAGGAGAUGGCGGAAGUGGAGAUACCAGCAUCGUCCAUCGCUACGCCGGCCACAUCAACUACUGGCGUCCGUAACGUGCCUGUCCUGUACGAUGAGAUAUCCGACAUCACGUACUUCUUCCAGUACGCCGAAUGCAUCUACGGCUUGCCGCUUUACAUGCUGACCAACAUGAAGCGCGGGGUAUACCAUUUGUGUUGUCCAUGGUCGCGGAAAUCCCCGGAGACCGCUGUGGCAGCCAUCCGCUCGUACACUACCGAGACUUUCAUUCCGUGUCUUCCGGUUUCAAUUCCCAUUGGGGACCAGCUACCUCAUGCCGAUUUGGUCCACAUCUCUCUGCAAGGGGGACUCUUCAGAUCGCCGUUUGUGGUCUGCUUUGAUCAUCCACGGUCGACCAUCGUGAUUGCAGUGCGAGGGACCCUGUCGACGGCCGAUAUCUUGGUAGAUCUGAACUGCGAUCUGACCGAGAUCGAUGUCCCCGGGUUGGAGAGCGGUGACAAGGCUCACACGCAUUCUGGAAUGUUCCGGACGGCGAAGAAUGUCAUGCGGGAGAUUGAACGCGAGGGCGUACUGAGGCGGUUGCUGCUGGAAGAGGGAAGCAAGUACCAGAGUUAUGGCCUUGUCUGUUGUGGACAUUCCUUGGGCGGGGGCGUGGCUUGUCUGCUAGCCUUCCUCCUGCGCACAAGCACGUAUCCGACAGCCCGCGCCAUAUGCUACAGUCCACCAGGCUGCAUGGUAACUCACAGCGCACAGGGAUACUUCCAGCAAUUCUGCACAACCGUCGUCCUGGGCACUGAUGUCGUUCCCCGACUCAAUCGAGCGACAGUCGAAGACCUGAAAGUGAAUGUCAACAGAUGUCUAAGCACCUGCCACCAGCAUAAACUUCGAGUUCUGGGCUCGUGGGUGUUACAGGACUGGUUGGGCGUACCAUGGUUCUUGCGUCGUGCAAACAGCCCCGAGGAGGAUGGGGAGGAUCGGGCUGGGUCUGAUAAUGGGGACGGCGGGUUCGGCGAGCAGCUCACUACAGACGAUGAGGAAGAUCCCGACCCCGUCGCAGCCCAACGCCGUCGUCUACGGUCCAGUCGGAAACUGCGCCACGAUACCCAAGAAAGUGUCGGGAGCACGAGCAACCUGGUAGUGAACCGCACUUCCGUCGGGUAUCGGCCUGGGAAGGAACAGAUACAUCCGACGUUGACUCCGGAUUUGGAGCUGGGUAAUCCGAUGGACAGCUUUCAGCUUGGAAGCGGCGAGGCAUCGAGUGCAGCCCAGCAACCGCGGCGCAUGUCGAGUCCCAGUCCGGAAAGAUCUUCAAAAUUGUCGAAUUCGCAGACGAUAUACGCCAAAACGUACCUUCCGGGCAAGAUUUUGUACUUUCAGAAGACCCGGGCUGACCUUGUGCAAAGACCAGCUCGUCCAUCAGGGGGGGUUUCGGCUAUCCCGGAGGCCGCAUCAUCAGCUGCCGACCCUCUCACCGACGACACGAUAUCACAACCCCGAGAGCUAGAAACCAUCCGAGUAUCCGCCGACUCCCCCUCCCAAACCUCCCCCUCCAGCGACACUAGCGGCCAUCAACGCCCCAUCAAACACCACACCCCCUUCUCCUCCUUCACCCGCUGGACCUCCUCCAUGCGUCCCCUCACCAAAUCCAAGUCGCGGCCGUCGCCCCGAUCACAAGAUCCCCGCCGGCACCCGCGCCUGUACACGGCGACAUGGGCGACGGCAGACCAGUUCCAGGAGAUUGUGAUUUCGACGACGAUGGCAGGGGAUCAUAUGCCGAAUCAUAUGGCGAAGGUGUUUAGGAAUGUGGAUGCUGCUGUUGCGAGGAGGAGAAGGCGGAAGGCGGCGGCGGCGGGUGGGGUUGGUGGAGGUGCGAAUGGAGAUGUUAUUAUUGACGUAGAUGAGGAUGAGGCGGGGGGGCUUGAUGAUGGGAUCGUGCCGCCGGUUCUUGGAAGGUGAGGUUGAAGUUGUUCACAUUUAGCAUUGGACUGUGACAAUUUUGGAGGAGAAUCUCAUCAGAACGAUGAUCUCGCAAGUGAUAUCAAUCGCAGGCCCUUGCGUA